UAAGUGAGAGUGCUCCGUCUCAAUCCGAAGGAAAAAAAGGACCGACAACGGCAGACUGUACAACAACAUUCAGAAAACGAAACAAGACAGUCGUGCUCUGCACAAAACAACACAAUUUCAUGUUUUCCUCUUUUCUUUCCCAAAUUCACUGUAUUCAACUUUGGGUGAAAUCAGUGUGAGAGAGAGGGUGUGGAAUGCAGAGACGCAAGUGGAUUCCGUUGGCGCUGCUCAGAAAGUUCCUCAUUGCAGCCAUAUGCUUCAUAGCGUUUAUCGCUCUCUUCUCUGCGCGCGUACACAUUGUCCCUUCCUCUAAGGAUCACAGGUUCAACGACAAGAUCUCCACGCCUCAGGAUCUGCAAAGCUGGACGCGAGAGCUCGCUCCACCUCAUUUAUCCAAGGCUCCACUUCCUACUCCCAAGUUAAAUGGUUCAAGAGGGUCUUUAGAUUAUCAGAAGCUGUGGAAGCCUCCAUCAAAUCGUGGGUUUCUGCCCUGUACAAAUCCUACACCUAAUUACACCACUCCUGCCAAGUCGCGAGGAUAUCUUUUAGUUCAUACAAAUGGUGGACUCAACCAAAUGCGUUCUGGGAUAUGUGAUAUGGUAGCAGUAGCUCGUAUCAUAAAUGCCACUCUUGUUAUUCCAGAACUUGAUAAAAGAUCAUUCUGGCAAGAUACUAGCAAUUUCUCUGAUAUUUUUGAUGAAGAGCAUUUUAUGUAUUCUCUAGCUAAUGAUGUAAAAAUCAUUAAGAAGCUUCCCCAAGAUCUGGUUAACGUAACCAGAGUGGUCAAGCAAUUCAUAAGCUGGUCUGGCAUGGAUUACUAUGAGAAUGAGAUUGCUAGCUUGUGGGAAAAUUACCAAGUUAUUCGAGCUUCUAAAUCUGAUUCACGAUUAGCAAACAACAAUCUACCUCCAGACAUUCAGAAGCUUCGCUGCCGAGCUUGUUAUGAAGCUCUUCGCUUCUCUCCUCACAUUGAACAAAUGGGAAAAUUGUUGGUGGAGAGGAUGAGGUCAUUUGGUCCUUAUAUUGCAUUGCAUUUGCGUUACGAGAAGGAUAUGCUUGCAUUUAGUGGGUGCACACAUGAUUUAUCUCCUGUUGAAGCUGAAGAGCUACGGAUGAUCAGAGAGAACAUUUCAUAUUGGAAAAUAAAAGACAUUGAUCCAAUAGAACAGAGGUCCAAAGGGCUUUGCCCCUUAACUCCAAAGGAAGUUGGGAUUUUUCUCACUGCCCUUGGAUACCCAUCAACAACUCCAAUAUACAUUGCUGCUGGAGAGAUAUAUGGGGGUGAGUCUCAUAUGGUUGAACUGCGUUCCCGCUAUCCAUUGUUAAUGAGCAAGGAAAAAUUGGCAUCCAUAGAAGAGCUUGAACCCUUUUCUAACCAUGCAUCCCAAAUGGCUGCUCUUGACUAUAUUGUAUCUAUUGAAAGUGAUGUAUUUAUACCUUCUUAUUCUGGAAACAUGGCAAAGGCUGUUGAGGGUCAUCGACGUUUUCUUGGACGUGGAAGAACAAUAUCUCCAGACAAGAAAGCCCUUGUUCGUCUGUUCGAUAAACUAGAUCAGGGAAUAAUGACUGAGGGGAAGAAACUAUCAAAUAGGAUUAUUGAUCUCCACAGAAGACGACUUGGCUCUCCCAGGAAGAGAAAGGGGCCAAUUUCUGGAACAAAGGGCAUGGAAAGGUUUCGCUCAGAAGAGACCUUUUAUGCUAAUCCCUUGCCUGAUUGUUUAUGCCAGACAGAACCACCACCUCUAAACAUUUCUCGUACUGUUUGAUAGAUCAGAUAUUGCUGAACUUUCUCCUUGGAAAUGGUGGCGCACGUGUAAAUCAUUUAGCAAAGUUUGAGCAAAAGAUCUGAUGAGUGCAGCGGGAAGGUGUGGUACUGUGGUGGCAGAGUGUACAUACCGGUAUCCCUGUUACACGUACCCUUUAAUUUGGGGGGUAAAAAUAAUGGAAAUGAAAAAGAAAGGAAAAAAAAACAAAACCAUAUUUGGGUUUUGAUAUAAAAAAAUUAUAGAUUGGGAUGAGUAGUUCUUGGGUCUAGGGUAGGAUGGAGAUUUGAGAUGACUGGAUUGGUUUGUUAUUUGAAGAUGACUUAAUUAUGAAGACAGGUAGAGAUUUCAGAUACGGCCAGGGAUCUCAAUCACCCGUUAUUGUAUUUCUUCUUGAGAAAUCUUACAUAGUUCCACAUUUUUGUAAGACAACAAAAUCUAGCAUUAUUUUAUUUUUACUUCUGGCGUACUUUUAUUUAUUUAUUUA
This is a messenger RNA of Cajanus cajan (pigeon pea), 2250 nucleotides long. Its product is annotated as O-fucosyltransferase 7. The record is from RefSeq and is a predicted model, not a curated record. Lineage: Eukaryota; Viridiplantae; Streptophyta; Magnoliopsida; Fabales; Fabaceae. Gene Ontology annotation, cellular component: cytoplasm.